Messenger RNA from Parasteatoda tepidariorum (common house spider), 2408 nucleotides. RefSeq lists its product as uncharacterized. Lineage: Eukaryota; Metazoa; Arthropoda; Arachnida; Araneae; Theridiidae. The record is from RefSeq and is a predicted model, not a curated record.
UGCACUGCAUGCAUAUGCAAGAAUGAACUGCUCUGAAAUGUACGGGGAUUAAUCUUAUGAGUUCAAGGAUCCUCAAGAAAAGAAAUAUAGUUUAGUGUAUUCAGAGUAGGUGUUUAAAACUGUAAGGAUGGAAAGUUAUGGUAUUGCAAAUGAUAAUGGUGGCGUCAGUAAGGAAAAAAGAUCUGGAAGCUGGACACAAACUUUUAAAACAGAAUCGACUGAAAUCGACUUCAUAAACAAUUUUCCUGAACCUCCUUCUCUGCAGCAUAUUGCAGUAGUGUCGAUUGCAAUUGGGCUAUGGACGGCGCCUGACAUAAGGAAUGAAAUGACAUCUUCUUUCUUAUCUUCUUUCUCAAACUAUAGCGGAUAUACGGCUGAGUUGGAGAGAAGAAUAUUAAAAAAAUUGUCCAAUAGCUCUUUACCCUCAUCGCUGAAGACCGAAAUCUCAUACGUCAUUCGACCCAUUAAGUUGCAGUUGCAUAAAUUGUUUCGUAUUUACCGUAAGUGGACAAGAAAUCUCUGUGAGUAUUACAUGAAGCGUGGUACAAUUUAUUGGACAGUUGAGGGAACAGUUGAUACAGUGAAAUUACUUACGGAACUAUUCGAUCAUGGCAGCUUGAGAAAUUUAGAUAUUUGUGAUGUGUAUAGAACAGUCUGCUGUCACUUUUUAGGGGAAUAUGCUUCAAUUUUGUGGGAGAAAGUUCCAGAACAAUUUAGAAACAACCUUAGAAUGCACUGCGGUAAUUUGUCAAUAUAUUGGACAUGUGUCUUCGAGAAUAAUUUAGGGUGUUUACUAACUAGACUACUAGAUUUUGAAAACAUAUACGAUGAUAAGUUUAGUAUUGAUAUAAAUAUGAUUGCUUGCUCGAUUCAAAGUGGUAACAUAGUUGCCCUCAAGUAUUUCUGGAAGAAAUUGUCGGAGCAGGAGAAAAACGAUCAUUUGAGUAAGUGGCUUUUGCAAGCUACUCGAUAUCUACGUUUUCUAGAUCAAGACCCUUCCGACUCUCCGUUUUCCGUCAAUUUUUGUUAUUUAGAUGUUUUAUGUUUUUUAUUAUCUCAUGUCCAUCGUAAAACUCAAAUAACCGAAUUUUUUCGGAAUCUUUCUCACGUAAUAGUGCUUUUGUUCGACAGUUGGCCAUGUCAAAGAAUAUUUUUGUCCAUUUUUUUUAAGGUAUUGGAUGAUCUUCAAGAAGACAUUUAUUCACUUAUAAUGCUGCAAAUUAGUUCUAAGAUGAGUAAAAUGGGAAAUGAAAUGAAGAUUUUUAAAGAAAUAUGGAGUGCCAGUCCAUUAAGUCUGAGACAAUCCUUUCUGAAAAAUAAAUUUUUUUGCCGCGAAGUGUUAUUGCAGUUGCUGAAAUUAGAAAAUCUGAACAUGGCUGUUAGGAUAUUAAAUGAUGCUUCCAAAGAAGAGAUUAAACUAUUUAUCUGCUAUAUGUUUGGUCGGCCUGAAUUUCGUCAUGCUAUUUACCCAAGCAAUCUGAAUUUGCUUCAUGUGUUAUUAUCAAAAUCUACCUUGCCACCAGAAUGUUAUCCCCAUAAAAUCAACCUUACAGAGCAAAGAGAGCAAGAUAGACUGAUAAUAUCAUGGCUUAUUAGAUUUAGCGAUUGGCAUAUUUGUAUUGAAUGGAUAUGCGAUGGCAACAUCCAAGCAGCUGAGUCCUUCUUAAGAUGGGUUUAUCAAUCGGUGCGAAUCGAAACAUUUAAGAAAACAAUAUCAUCUCCACAUGUUAUCUAUUUGACAUUAAUAUUUUUAUCCAAUUAUGAGCGUGUGGACCAGUUUCUGAAUUGGUAUUUCCAGACGGGAGAGGAAAUUCAACAAUUUAAAGCAGACUUUUUACGAGUAAGUGGUAAUUACUUUUUCAAGCGAUUCAUAGACAUGCCAUUCAUUUUAUCAAAAAGAGAAGGCGAUGUGUUGCAAAAAUUUAUAAAAUAUAACUUGUCUUCUCUUGAAAACGUUGCAGAAUUUCGACUUAUUUGUCGUAGUUGCAUAGAGUAUGCACUGGGUAAAAGUUUUCUUGAAAGUGCCACCCUACUUUUGAAUGCAUCUUUCGAUAAUAUCAAUGAAGUAAAGCGAUACAAAAACGAACUGAUAUUAUCUGAGAAAGGAAUUAAAAGGGAUCUAAUCUUAAAGCAAUCACUAACUGAUGCUGACUGGAAUCAUGUGAAGGAAAUUGUCACGUGGUCGUCGCCUCUAUCCCUAAAUACAGUCACAGAAUUAAAGUCACUAAUUCUGGAGCAGAAGACUGGUCACUCUUUCCAAGAUGAAUUGAAUCCACAGAUAUUAGCUCUGCUUGAUUUACUGGAGAAUGUUGUUGUUUUUGCGAUCGAAAGCGAAUGCAUAUAAAAUCAUAUUCUCUGUCAUAUCACUAUCAAACCAUUAAUUGUCUCAUAAUAAAUAUGUAACUCCA